Messenger RNA from Macrosteles quadrilineatus (aster leafhopper), 1489 nucleotides. RefSeq lists its product as uncharacterized. Lineage: Eukaryota; Metazoa; Arthropoda; Insecta; Hemiptera; Cicadellidae. The coding region runs from base 29 to 1372 and encodes 447 amino acids. The transcript has 7 exons. The record is from RefSeq and is a predicted model, not a curated record.
UGCACAACGGCUGGAUAGUGUUCCCAGCAUGUUGUUCUUAUUGCUGUUCAUGGUGCUCGUGCCUUUAAAAUGUGCAGAAGGGUUGACAGUUGGUGAUGUUUCUACGCUGAUACCCGCCUAUGCUCUCACUUCCCACAAUUAUAUAAGAACUUUUUAUUCGGAAACACACAGGGUACUAUGUUUCCGAAUGAGAGAACCAGAACAUUUUAAGGUCAGGAAGGAUGAAUAUGUAACCAGCAGCUUUGUAGCAAUCCUCUACACAACGUAUAAAUCUUGGGGUGGAUUUGUAGCGAUGGCAGCCAUAUAUCCCGAAUCUUGUCAUCACAGUCUUGGAGAUGCAAUCAACGUUAAGGAUAGCGAAUUUGAAGUAAUGCUAGGCGAAUAUAGUUAUGAAAAGAAAUGGGCGUACUUUAAGGACUCAAAAUGUAAAGGAACUCGUUUUCAAGAUAAACACUUGCCUGAUACAUCGUGGUAUUCUCUUAGACCUCAGGGCCCAAAUGAUCCUUCUGAAGACCCACAUGUUGCUAAAUCUAAAGUUGAAGACGUUCUUACUAUUUCUCAACAAGACUCCUAUAGUAUCUUACAAAACCUCAAAAUCACUAUCCAUUUUUUUGAACUUGGGACCAAAUUCGUUUUGAAAUGUUUCGAACUAAAUGACGAAGAAAGAGAGAAAUUACAUUCCGAUGCAAAGUACGUGUCUAUUCUUUCCAAUGAUGAACAAGGUACGAACAUGGUACUUAUCAUGACCUCUUGUGAAAAUAUGGACAAAAACAUUAUAAACGUCCAAAACAACAAAAUGGAAGUAAGGUUGUCAAAUGGCAAUUGGGCGUAUUUUGAAAACCAUGAGUGCAAAGGAAAAGAAUUUUCGAAUAGCCAACUUCCCGUCACAGUAUGGAUAUUGCAAGACGCAGAGGAUUUUAAGAAAGAAAUGGACCAUUCACAAGUUUUGGCUGUUUUCCCCGAUCUCUCAGAAACUUGGAUGGCGGAAGUCAAAAGACCAGUUAAGUUAACUGCGUUUUACAAGGAAUUUGUUCUGAAUUGCUAUGAGCUUGAAGAUGAGAAAAUUUACGGAUUUAAAUACAAUAACAAUCGAAAAGCAAUAACUUCCAAAUACGUAGCGACGAUUGAGAAUUUACACGGAGAAUUAAAAGUGAAAUACUUGCUCUCUGCUUUGGUUAUGAAAUCAUGUGAUAAUAUGGACAGAAACAUUAUAAACAUAGUAACCGAAGAUAACAGUUACCCGUGUUUGGAGGUAGCUGUGUUGGGGCAGCCGAGGCUGUUCUUUCGUCUUAACUGUCGAGCUGUACAGUCCGAUCCCUCUAUGAGGUUUCCCUAUUCUAAAUGGACAUUGCAAAAGCCUGAAGAUGUCUAGGAUGAGCCAAUGCAUGAGUAGUUGGGCCUGCAUACCCUCCUGGCCUACAACCGAAACAAAACAUUACCUGGUUUGAUCAGUUAAUCAGCUGAAUAUGAGACAUCUUUUAAUUCAUUA